ACUGGGGAGCUCCAAUAAACGAAGCCGAACGACCAAACAUCAGCGAUAGUGUGGAUCGGUUGAGUGUGGCGGCUGGCUGCAGGAGAGGCGGCCCAAAAAGGCAUUCACCCCCUGUAGAGUUUCUGUGGUUACAGCUGAGCUUGUGGAUGUCACUGGGGCAGCAGCAGUCAUGGGAAGGCCAGCGGCUAUAGUUCCUCUCAUCCUGCUUGCGGUGAUGCUGAUGGGCACUGGAGCCAAAAAUUGUGUCUGCAGUGGGAAGUCAAGAUGCCACUGUCCAGGAGUAAAAGGCAGCAGGGGAGACAAAGGUUUUCCAGGCGAACCAGGCCCCCCAGGACCACAAGGUCGUCCAGGAUCAGCUGGCCACGCUGGGCCCAUAGGCCCAAAGGGCAACACUGGGCCUGAUGGGCCUGCAGGACCAAAAGGCAACCCGGGCCCUGAUGGAAAAGAAGGAUUUGCUGGGUCUCAUGGUUUACCGGGUGUUCCAGGUUUACAAGGACCUCCAGGACCCCCUGGGGCCCCAGGAUGCAAUGGAACAGAUGGAGAAGAUGGACUUCCUGGUGUUCCCGGUGCCCAUGGUUUAGAUGGACAACCAGGAGCUCCAGGACCGCCUGGACCUAAGGGGGAUUCUUUGGUAUUAGUGGAUCCAAUGCCAGGACCAAAGGGGCUUCCGGGGAGGAAAGGCGAGCUGGGACUUCAAGGUUUUGCAGGGGAUCCUGGACCUCCAGGGGAUCCUGGACCUAGAGGAUCAUUUGGGUUGAUCGGCCGUGCAGGUGCACAAGGAUCUAAGGGUCAAGAAGGCAUAGGUGGAAUGCCGGGACCUCGUGGACCAAAGGGGAACCAAGGACCACGAGGCCCACCGGGCCCUCCAGGUCGUGUUAAAGAGUUUUUAAGUGGGUCUCAAGUGUUAAAGGGCACAAAAGGAGACAAAGGAAAUGCGGGAGAAAAAGGGUGCAAGGGUGAACCAGGAGACACGUUUGAUGGUUAUUACUUCAAAGGAGAAAAAGGAGACCAAGGAUCUGUGGGCCAAGAGGGAAAGCCAGGAAAGGAUGGUGAUCUUGGAGAACCUGGACACAGGGGAAGGCCUGGCCCUACAGGUGCAACAGGGUAUCAGGGCACACCUGGAGACAAGGGGGAAAAGGGAAAUAGAGGUUUGCCUGGUUCACCUGGAUCGAUAGGGUUUGUGCAUGAGCCACUCAAAGGAUUUCGUGGAGAACCUGGUAGCCCAGGUCUACCGGGACCUCCUGGCCCUCAAGGUGUUGUGGGGUUUCCCGGACCUGCUGGACUUCCAGGCCAUGCGACUGGAUUUUUCCUGCCAGGCCCACAAGGUCCCAGUGGCUUCCCAGGCCCCAAAGGAGAUCCUGGAGAUCCUGGGAGUGUAAAUGUUGGACGUCCUGGUCCAGCUGGUGAUCCUGGUGAUCAAGGGCCAUCUGGGGACAUAGGAGAACCUGGACCACCAGGAGACAGAACCAACAGAAUCACCAAGGCCCCCCCAGGAAUAAAGGGCAUGAGCGGUAUUGCUGGACCACAAGGAUAUGACGGGCUAAUUGGAAUCAAAGGACAGAAAGGGGAGCCCUGUAAUGAGUGCACUGGACAAGGACCCACAGGACCACCUGGCCCACCUGGUCCACCUGGCAGCCCUGGUUACAAUCAAGGACCAGGACCUAAAGGUGAUCCAGGCUUUCCAGGACCUAGAGGUCUACUUGGAAGACCAGGUCCUCUUGGUGAAACAGGAUUACAAGGCCCUCCAGGACAAAAGGGAGAUCCAUAUCAUUAUAGCAACCAUGGGAUAAAGGGAGAAAGGGGAAGCCCAGGAAUACCUGGCAGGCCUGGUGCAGAUGGCUACCCUGGGUCUCCUGGGUUACCAGGGCACAAAGGCAAUCAAGGCUUUCCAGGGGAUACGAAUCUCUUUCCAGGGCAUGAUGGAGACAAGGGUUUUAGGGGUCAACCAGGGCCUGCAGGCAGUCCAGGACCAGUUGGGGAGCCUGGGAGAGUGGGAUAUGGGCCUCUUGGACUUGAAGGAAUUAAGGGGGAUUCUGGGGUUCCUGGGUUGCCUGGACAGCCUGGAAUUCCAGGUCCAAAAGGAGAACCUGGCCAUAUUCAUGGCAAAGGAUUUCCUGGACCACCAGGGUUUAAAGGUCAACCUGGUUCUCCUGGAAUCCCAGGGGAUCAAGGAACCUCGGGACCACCAGGAUCACCAGGUUUAGCAGGAGAAAAAGGAGAAAGAGGUGAUGUGUCAUGGCCUGGAAGUUUAGGAAUCCCAGGACCUAAAGGUGACAAAGGGCAGCCAGGGCUCCCAGGCCUUCCAGGCAGAGGUCUUCCUGGUCAACCAGGCACACCAGGCCUUCCUGGUCUCCCUGGACCUCAGGGUGAAAGCGGCCUUGGAUAUCCUGGCCCCCCAGGCCUUCCUGGGCUUCCAGGUGAAACUGGCAUUCAGGGGCCUAUGGGAGAUCCAGGGUCCCCUGGUCUACCUGGGGUCCCAGGACUUACUGGCAAUCCUGGUUUUCCAGGAGAAAAAGGAAAUAAAGGAUUCCAAGGACCCCCAGGACUACCUGGUACCAAAGAUUUAUGUAUGGGUUUACCUGGACCAAUGGGACCACCAGGACCAGAUGGCUAUUCGGGACAUCCAGGACCGAAUGGCUCCCCUGGAGAGAAAGGAAAUGUUGGUGGGCCAGGGUUUGGUCGUCCUGGUCCCCCAGGUGAGCCUGGUUUCCUUGGACCAUCAAUCCCAGGUCUAAGUGGAAUUUCUGGACAAAAGGGCAUCAAGGGACAAAAUGGCCUCCCUGGUCUACCAGGGUUAAAAGGAGACCCAGGGCCAGAUGGCCUACCAGGAUAUGGACCAGAAGGGUUGCCUGGAAUCAUGGGACCACCAGGACAAAUAGGUUCCCAGGGACCAGAUGGAGCCAGAGGGCCCCAGGGUCCAUCAGGAAUACAAGGUGACCUAGGUCCCAAAGGUCCUAAAGGACGUUCACCAACACCACCAGCUGAUCUUAUAGGUCCCCCAGGGGAAGCUGGUGAUACAGGUUACCCUGGUCUAGGUGGUCCUCCAGGAGAAACUGGAAGCACUGGCUCAAAAGGACAGAGAGGACAAGGGGGAGUGCCUGGGUCUCCAGGAUUAAGAGGUGCCCCGGGUGAUCCCGGUAGAGAUGAUCCUUUAUCAAAAGGUAGCCAAGGACCUGAUGGAGCUCCAGGAGACCCAGGAGUAAUAGGGCCUCUUGGUCCGAAAGGACUAAAAGGAAAUCCAGGAGUCCCUGGAGAGCCAGGUCCAAAUGGCGCACCAGGUUUAAAGGGUUACAAAGGACACAAAGGAGAACCAGACGACUACAGAUAUGGACCACCUGGACCACAUGGUCAAAAGGGUGAGAAGGGUUCAAUUAAUACUCAUAUAAUGAAAGGCCAGAAAGGAGAACCUGGCUUAAGUGGACUGCUUGGCCAACCAGGAAACCAUGGAUCAAAAGGAAACAAAGGACCUCCUGGGGAAAAUGGCUUGCCAGGCUAUCAGGGGCCUAUAGGAUCAAACGGACCUCCAGGAGGCAAAGGACAUCGGGGACCUAUUGGACAUCCAGGUGACCCUGGGCCACCAGGUGUCAGUGGUACUGUAGGGCCUAAAGGAAACCAGGGUAAAGAUGGGAUCCCUGGAUUACCAGGGGAAAAGGGGGACACUGCACUAGUUGAUGGGAAAACAGGAAGGCGGGGUGACACUGGUCAGCCAGGUUCCCCUGGAGAUCCUGGGUCUCCUGGCUUUCCUGGAACAGGCAGUCCUGGAUUGAUUGGGGACAAAGGAUUUCCGGGUCCAUCUGGGGUCUUUGGUCCAAGAGGACCACCGGGACAUACAGGAGAAUGUGUCCCUGGGCCUAAAGGAGCCAGGGGCCCUCCUGGGAAUGUUGGAAGACCAGGUCCCCCUGGCUUUCCUGGUCCCCCAGGUCCAACUGUGCCUGGAUUAAAAGGAGAUAGAGGAGAACCAGGUCCUACAGGAAACCCAGGCUAUAGCGGAUCCCGUGGAGAACCGGGCUCUCAUGGACCUCCUGGUGAAAGAGGCAGACCAGGAGACCAAGGACCAAGAGGGGAUCCCGGCCGUCAUGGAAGCCAAGGGCCGGCUGGGGACAGAGGAGACCCAGGAACCAUCCCAGGACUUCCUGGUGCACCUGGAGCCAAAGGCCCUCCUGGACCACCUGGCCGCACAGGUCAACCAGGAUUUGUCAGGUUCUCAUAUGAACCAGGACCUCCUGGCUUUCUUGGUCCCUCUGGCAACCGGGGAGCCCCAGGUAGCACUGGACCAUCAGGACCACCAGGGGUUCCAGGUGCACCAGGUGUUAAAGGAGCUCAAGGUUCUAGCCCAACUGGAUUGAUUGGAUUUCCAGGAAACAAAGGAGAUAAAGGACGAGCAGGACUCCUAGGUCCAAAUGGGACACCUGGAUAUCCAGGCCGGAAAGGUAUUCAAGGUUUGCCUGGCAGGCUUGUUUCGGGGUUUGUUGACAGUUUUCUGGUAGCUAGACACAGUCAGAGUGUCUAUGUCCCCGAAUGCCCUCAAGGCACCAGCCUCAUUUACUCAGGAUACUCCUUCCUCUUCAUCAAUGGAAAUGAGAGAGCACACGGCCAGGACCUUGGCACCAUGGGAAGCUGCCUCCCUCGUUUCUCCCCCAUGCCUUUCCUGUUCUGUGACACAGAAACGACCUGUCGCUAUGCUUCACGUAAUGACUACUCCUACUGGUUGUCUACUGACAAGCCUAUGCCUAGCAACAUGAUUUCCAUUACAGGAGUUGAACUGGCCUCCUACAUCAGCAGGUGCUCGGUUUGUGAGGCUACUACCAAUGUAAUAGCCAUCCACAGCCAGACAACCGUGACACCUAAUUGUCCCCAAAACUGGGAGUCGCUAUGGACUGGAUACUCAUUUGUCAUGCAAACGGGAGCUGGUGCUGAAGGCUCCUCUCAGCCGCUGGUUUCCCCUGGUUCGUGUCUGGAGCGUUUCCGCCAAGUGCCCUUCAUUGAGUGCCACGGCAAGGGGACUUGUAACUACUACCCCGAUUCCUACAGUUAUUGGCUGGGCUCUGUUAACCACAGCAACAUGUUCAGUAAACCUGUUCCUCAGACAGUAAAGGGACCUUCUCUACAAACAGUCAUCAGCCGUUGUCGGGUUUGCAGGAAACGAUGGCCUCCUGGCUCAAGUGAAAGCCGCGGAGAUGUUUAAUUCAGCAUUAUAAAAGCAGUCUGUUGUGUUUGUAAUGUGUACAUCUGUUUGAUGAAUGUAUUUAUAGUUUUAUCUGUCAGAUUGUCAUUUGAUAUUUAAACCAAAUAACUGAUUUUGUGCUCAGUGUAGAUAUAAAAACAAGCCAUUACAUGAGGCUGCCAGAUAUGUGUAAGUCUAGUAAAUGUGCAGCUGUUUUACUGGUAUUGAUACUACAAGAACCCUUUCACAGCUUUGACUUGAUCAGGGCUCUGCUAAUAUUGUUAUUUCCCUAGUUACUGGUUUCAAUUUGUGUUCCAUUAUCCCAAAACUCUUUUUAGUGCAAAUACACAACAAAAACAAAUCCCCUGGCAUAUACAAUAGUGCAACCACUAAAAAAUAAUUACCAUUUUUAUAAAGAUGACAUUGCUGCUUCUUUUAUUAUCACUAGUUUAACGAUGAAGCAAAUAUUAGGACGCAGUCGAUGACACACAUGUUUCUAUGACGUCCGGAGAGGAACGAGCUGUAAAUGGGGCACUUGUGCUUUGGAGUUCUUACACUGUGUUCACUUGCGCAAAUAUUGAGUCAUUUAUGCCCUCGCUCUAAAAGCAUUUCUUUGAAUUUCUGCAUGUUAAAUGGUGCAGGGAUAAGAUUCGGCUUUAUGACUCAUGCUGCCUGAAACUUUUUCCAGUGUUAAUUGAAGUGUUGGGAGGCAACACUGUCGUCAAACUGCUGAU
This is a messenger RNA of Betta splendens (Siamese fighting fish), 5898 nucleotides long. Its product is annotated as collagen alpha-5(IV) chain-like. Gene Ontology annotation, molecular function: extracellular matrix structural constituent. The coding region runs from base 170 to 5185 and encodes 1671 amino acids. The transcript has 52 exons. The record is from RefSeq and is a predicted model, not a curated record. Gene Ontology annotation, cellular component: collagen trimer; basement membrane. NCBI's taxonomy places the organism in Eukaryota, Metazoa, Chordata, Actinopteri, Anabantiformes, Osphronemidae.